Botrytis fragariae is the source of this 654-nucleotide messenger RNA. RefSeq lists its product as uncharacterized. The coding region runs from base 1 to 654 and encodes 217 amino acids. The transcript has 2 exons. The record is from RefSeq and is a predicted model, not a curated record. Lineage: Eukaryota; Fungi; Ascomycota; Leotiomycetes; Helotiales; Sclerotiniaceae.
AUGGGACUUAUCCGCAGUACCUUCACCACCGCCCUUCUCGGAGCCGCAGGUGCCACAUCCGGCUGGGCUUUCUGGACGCGCAAUUCCAGAUUCAUCCCCGUCUCCCCCUCGGAUCCGAUAUUUUCAAGCGCAGCCUACAUGCGACAAAACCCCAAUCGCAAUCCUGCCACGCAAGAUUUAUGUCAAAGAAAGGUACCGCUGAGUAAGAUAAGACCGCAUUUAUUGGAGAAGGAGGGAAAAUUGGUUGAGGCUUUUUGCUAUUUAUACCAACGUUCCUACCUUUCUAAAAAAUACCAAAACACCACAACCACCUCCCACCAGCUCUGGGAACCUUCGCAACUCCUCUCCUCCACUUAUGAAGUCGGAACUCAAAUUACCGACCAUUUUGAAGUCGUCUCCAAAACGCCCACUUCAAUUAUCGUCCGCUGCGGAGAUUCGCCUUUAGUGACCGGUGUAAGGGAUAGCGAUGGGCUUUUUGAGAUGAAGGCUAGUGUUGAUAAAAAUGAGGGAGUGGCGGUCUUCGAGCUGAAGAGUGUGUUCUUUAAAGGAACCGGAAAAAGUACCGAGAAACCUAUGCCGGCACAUGUGGAGUUUGCGCAUAGAUUGUAUACGAAGUUAUGGAUGGAAACAGCCGUAGAAAAUUGUGUUAUGUAA